AUGUCGAUUGGUGCAUCUCUUGUUGGGUUUCACACAUCAAUAAGGCCUGUGAUUGCAGUUGAUGGGACAUUUUUGAAAGCAAAGUACUUAGGGACUUUAUUUAUUGCAGCGUGUAAAGAUGGCAACAAUCAGAUAUACCCUUUAGCCUUUGGGAUUGAUCGACAUGGUAGCAUUGAAAAAGCAGUACAUAAAGUAUUUCCCCAUGCGAGGCAUGGUGUCUGCACUUAUCACGUUGGACAAAAUUUGAAGACAAAGUUCAAGAAUCCUGCAAUUCAUAAGUUGUUCCAUGAUGCCGCCCAUGUUUAUCAUGUUUCAGAGUUUAAUUUUAUAUUUGGGCAACUAGAGAUGAUUGACCCAAGAGCAACAAGACAUUUGAUGGAUAUAGGUGUUGAUCGAUGGGCACGUUCAUAUUCUACCAGAAAAAGAUAUAAUAUCAUGACGACAGGGAUCGUUGAAAGCCUUAAUGCUGUGUUGAAAAAUGCUAGAGAUCUUCCAGUUUUGCAAUUGGUUGAAGAAUUGAGAAACUUACUUCAAAAAUGGUUUGUGACUUGUCAACAACAAGCAAUGUCAAUGUCAACUGAACUUACCAUGUGGGCUGAUGGAGAACUUCAUUCGAGGUAUAAUAUGUCAGCAACAUAUCUAGUGGAACCUAUCAACUCCAAGGAGUGUAAUGUUAACUAUGCUAGCAUUAGUGCUCAAAUGGAACAAAUGGGUUUGCAGGGUAAGGAAGAGACACAACACAAGGGAAAAUUGGAGUUGGAGGGAAAAUGGGCUGAAAAGAUAGCUGAGGGGGUAUUUUUGUCCGAAUUGGGUCAUUUUUGA
Vitis vinifera (wine grape) is the source of this 822-nucleotide messenger RNA. RefSeq lists its product as uncharacterized. The coding region runs from base 1 to 822 and encodes 273 amino acids. Lineage: Eukaryota; Viridiplantae; Streptophyta; Magnoliopsida; Vitales; Vitaceae. The record is from RefSeq and is a predicted model, not a curated record. The transcript is spliced from 3 exons.